UACAGUUUGUGCGCUUCACAAACAAUUGACGGUUGUGGGGGAAUGCACUUUCUAAACAGACAUUCCAAGGUUCUCCACAGAGUAUCCACAAGAGCUAGGUACGGAUCAAGUAGGCAAGAUCCAUAUUUUCGGGUUGGCCCCCGCCUUGAUAGGUGCCUAGGAAGAGAAAAGGAAAAACAUUCAACAAAAUUCACGAUGAUGCUGGAUUCCAUGGAUGGUGGAAAGCCUCCGCUGCCUUACCUACUCUAGGUACCUACCUUACCUACUUACC
This is a messenger RNA of Pyricularia grisea, 271 nucleotides long. RefSeq lists its product as uncharacterized. Lineage: Eukaryota; Fungi; Ascomycota; Sordariomycetes; Magnaporthales; Pyriculariaceae. The coding region runs from base 43 to 249 and encodes 68 amino acids. The record is from RefSeq and is a predicted model, not a curated record. The transcript is spliced from 2 exons.